ACACGCAAUAGCCAAUACAAAAAAAACUACAGCAACAACGAAUCAAUAGAAAAUAACAUUUGUAAAAACAAUAAGAGGAAAGAAACCAAAGGUUAAAAAACCAUGACAUACGACCCCAUGAUUUUGCCAUACAUGGAAGACAAGCCAACACAUACGAUUAUGGAUACAUUUAGUACAACAACCUUUUCACCCACAGCGAUGGCAUCAACAAUGGCGACAUCUCUCUUAAAGUCCAAUAAGAGCCUCCAUCUAUUGGAUAUGGCUAAUAAAAACUCAAGUUUAGACAUCACCGAGAACGAUUUCCGCCUGUUUGUCGAAUACAUGCAGCUCUAUAAGACAACACACGAGUGUGCGGAUUACUGUAAAGGAGAUUUCUAUCAAAUGCUGAGAGCUUACAACGGUAUACAUGGUUAUGUUGCCCUAAUGAUUUGUAUUUUCGGCACAAUAGCGAACAUUUUGAAUAUAAUGGUUUUGACAAAAAAGGAUAUGGCCAAAGCGCCCAUUAAUAAAAUUUUAAAAUGGCUAGCAGUAGCCGAUAUGUUUGUUAUGAUUGAAUACAUACCAUUUGCAUCGUAUCAAUAUAUUUAUAUGAAACCGGGCGAAAAAGACUUCAGUUAUGCUUGGGCGUUAUACAUCCUAUUCCACAUGCACUUUACCCAAGUGUUGCACACAAUUUCAAUUGGACUAACGGUGACUUUGGCUAUAUGGCGUUAUGUUGCAAUAAGACAUCCACAUGGACCUUGUGCCAGUUUCCUGCUGUCUCACUGCAAAGAAUCCAUAUUGUUUUCAUUCAUCAUCUCGCCGAUUGUUUGUUUUCCCACACUGUUUGUGUUUAAAGUGCGUGAACGAAUGGUGAGGGACAGCGAUGUGCCACUCUAUCAUGUUGAUGCGGAUAAAGCAACACAAUUGUACAGAAUUAACUUUUGGAUACAUUCGGUUAUAAUAAAAUUAUUACCCUGCUGCAUAUUGACCAUCAUUAGUUUUGUACUGGUAAGAGUAUUGUGUGAAGCAUCGAAACGCAAACAAAAGCUCAAGGAAUACAGUAAUCCAAGCAAGAGUACGACACAGCAUGUUGCCAUUCAUUUAUGCAGGCCACCCAAAUGUGAUCGUCGCACGGAUCGUACUACCAUGCUCUUGGUUGCCGUUCUCAUACUCUUUCUUAUAACGGAAUUUCCUCAAGGUAUUCUAGGCUUAAUGUCUGGCAUUAUGGAGAAGUGCUUCUUUAAUGCCUGCUAUCCACCCUUUGGCGAAUUGAUGGAUCUAUUGGCGCUAAUAAAUGCCGCUAUUGAUUUCGUUUUGUACGGUUUGAUGUCAAAACAAUUCCGCACCACAUUUAAGUCGUUAUUUUUUAAAAGGCACUUUGGCAGCAUUGAACUGACACGUACCACACGUUUGACAACGACCUGUGUAUGAUUUUACAAAAAAGAAAUGCUUGCUGUUAAUAACAAUACAAAUACCCAACAAACUACUACAGCCAGCACAACACUGUUCACCAGGAAUAAAUUGAAAACUAAGCAGACUGAAGUCUCAAUAGUUGCAGCAGCCGCAACAGCAGAUGUAUUUGCCCCCAGAGUCCAGUAAUUCAAACAGGAGUGUGAUAUUUUUG
Calliphora vicina (urban bluebottle blowfly) is the source of this 1606-nucleotide messenger RNA. Its product is annotated as G-protein coupled receptor dmsr-1. NCBI's taxonomy places the organism in Eukaryota, Metazoa, Arthropoda, Insecta, Diptera, Calliphoridae. The transcript is spliced from 6 exons. Bases 103 to 1413 code for a protein of 436 amino acids. Gene Ontology annotation, molecular function: G protein-coupled peptide receptor activity. Gene Ontology annotation, cellular component: plasma membrane. Gene Ontology annotation, biological process: G protein-coupled receptor signaling pathway. The record is from RefSeq and is a predicted model, not a curated record.